UGCAAAUAUAUGUCUAUACUUUGAUUCUUUCAUCGCUUUAUUUAUACAUAGCCAUUGCAGAGAUGCCCUAAUUAUUAGUCUCUUAGACCCAUUUGAAAUCAAAUACGAAUCUGAAAAAUUGAAGAAAACAAUGGGUCGUGGGUUCCAAGUUCGAGCAGCUUCAAUUACCAUAGUUGCUCAUUUGUUGUUCAUAGCAAUAACAACCCUUUUAUUAGUUUGGUUGCUACACUUCCGAGAAGGUGUUGCCUUCUUCAGCUCUUCCAACCCAACCAAGAUUUUCAAUCUCCAUCCACUUCUAAUGGUCAUUGGAUUCAUUUUAGUUGGUGGAGAAGCUAUCAUGAUAUACAAGUCUGCGGCUAAAAAAAGCAGGUCAGUGAAAGUGGUUCACCUUCUAUUGCAUCUGGUAGCUAUGGUGGCUGGAGUUUUAGGGAUCACUGCAGUUUUCAAAUCAAAGAAAGAAGUUGGUCUUCCUGAUAUGUAUACAUUACACUCUUGGCUAGGCAUGUCAGCAAUAUGCCUAUUUGGUUUACAGUAUAUCAUAGGUUUCUUCUCUUAUUUCUUCCCUGGUGCAGAAAUGUCUACUAGAGCUUCCCUUCUGCCAUGGCACAGGUUUAUGGGCAUGGCCAUAUUCCUUCUUGCAGUUGGCACAGCCGAGACUGGUUUGCUUCAAUAUUUCCAGUUUUUACACCUUUUUCGCAGCCAAGAGGCUCUCAUAGUCAAUUUCACUGCUCUCUUACUCUUCCUUUAUGCUUUCUUUGUUGCUCUCUCUGUCACUCUCCCAACAAAUUAUUCCUAAGCUACUUCCUUGCACCAAUAAAUCCACAUUGUAAAUCCAAAUACUUAAGCAAACUCCACAAUUCAAUAUUCCAUUUCACACUUCCAUCCCUUAUGGUAUUAGUAGACAAAAUCCAAAGUGAUGUACCAAAAACAUUUUAGAAGGAAGAAUUUAAGGGUUUACUUUUGUAGUA
Messenger RNA from Vigna angularis (adzuki bean), 968 nucleotides. Its product is annotated as probable ascorbate-specific transmembrane electron transporter 1. Bases 131 to 796 code for a protein of 221 amino acids. The transcript is spliced from 4 exons. The record is from RefSeq and is a predicted model, not a curated record. Lineage: Eukaryota; Viridiplantae; Streptophyta; Magnoliopsida; Fabales; Fabaceae. Gene Ontology annotation, molecular function: oxidoreductase activity.